Mytilus californianus (California mussel) is the source of this 844-nucleotide messenger RNA. Its product is annotated as perlucin-like protein. The transcript has 5 exons. Lineage: Eukaryota; Metazoa; Mollusca; Bivalvia; Mytilida; Mytilidae. The record is from RefSeq and is a predicted model, not a curated record. The coding region runs from base 157 to 771 and encodes 204 amino acids. Gene Ontology annotation, molecular function: signaling receptor activity.
GGUUCUAGUAUUACAGAACUACAGUAACACAAUCGGGAAGACGACACUUGUUAUCACAGAUCUACAUACACUUACCUAAUAACAACCAUAUUCACUCGUUGCCUUGUAAUAACAACCUGUUUAAUAUUGUUAUUUAUACAAAAUAUAUAGCCGGACAUGAUAGCCGUGUAUGUGAUAGCUGUAGUGAUCUGCAUGUCCGAGGCAGAAAAAUGUUUUCAGGAAAAGGAGGCAAAACUCAUCAACGGAAUAAAAGCGUCUUUAAAAACGAUGCAAACGAACAUGAAGGGUGUACAUCAAAUGGUAGAAAAACUUGAAGUUAAUAUCAAAGAGAAAUCAAACAUUUGCAAAAAAGGAUGGAAAGAAUAUAAAGAUCAUUGCUACAUUUAUCAAAAAGUCAAAAAGUCAUGGCGGAUGGCAGAGAAGCAAUGUCGGACAAUGGGAGGAUAUCUUGUUAAGAUAGAAGAUGUUUCAGAACAGAAUUGGGUAGUGAAAAAUGUAAAAGAUGGCAAGCUUGGUUCAACAUGGCUCGGAGCUUCAGAUGCUGGGAAGCAAGACUGGAGAUGGGCAUUUGAUUUGUCUAAAGUUACAUAUAGUCUUUGGAACCGAGGUCAACCCGAUAACGGCGGAAAUGUUGAAGGUUGCUUGGAGCUUCGAUCUGUAUUUGGGUAUAAAUGGAAUGACAUUCCUUGUUCUACUAUUAACUCCUACGUUUGUGAAAGUCAACAGGGAGUAUCAUGUCAGCCAUAUUCAAAAUUGUUAGUGAAGAGAUAAAACCUUUAAUGAAUGCUAUCAGAGAUUGAUGAAUGAUUUCUGUCUGAUAUCUUAAUAAAUAAAAUUUGAAAUA